CCCCCUCUGCUGCAUCAGCACCAACCUCCCUCCAUCCUUGAGCAGCAGCCUCCCGGCCGGAGCAGGGAGCUUCGCCCGGUGCUGCAGUAACCCACAGCCUCCCCCCACCUCCUCCUCUUCCUCUCCCCCCCCACGCCGCCCCAGCAGCAGCCCCCCCCCCCGCGCCCGGCUCGCAGGGUCUGCGGCAGCAGGAGGAAGCGGCAGCAGCCAUGAAGGACCGUACUCAGGAGCUGAGGACUGCCAAAGACAGCGACGAUGAAGAAGAGGUGGUUCAUGUGGACCGGGAUCAUUUUAUGGAUGAAUUCUUUGAACAGGUGGAGGAAAUCCGCGGCUGCAUAGAGAAGCUGUCGGAGGACGUGGAGCAGGUGAAGAAGCAGCACAGCGCAAUCCUGGCUGCCCCCAACCCAGACGAGAAGACCAAGCAGGAGCUUGAGGACCUCACGGCCGACAUCAAGAAGACGGCCAACAAGGUGCGCUCCAAGUUGAAAGCCAUCGAGCAGAGCAUUGAGCAGGAGGAGGGGCUGAACCGGUCCUCGGCUGACCUGCGGAUCCGUAAAACACAGCACUCCACCCUGUCCCGUAAGUUCGUGGAGGUGAUGACGGAGUACAACGCCACCCAGUCCAAAUACCGGGACCGCUGCAAGGAUCGGAUCCAGAGGCAACUGGAGAUAACUGGCCGGACAACCACCAACGAAGAGCUCGAAGACAUGCUGGAGAGCGGCAAACUGGCUAUUUUCACUGAUGAUAUCAAAAUGGACUCACAGAUGACAAAACAGGCUCUGAAUGAGAUCGAGACCCGACAUAAUGAGAUCAUCAAACUGGAAACCAGUAUCCGCGAGCUGCAUGACAUGUUUGUGGACAUGGCUAUGUUGGUGGAGAGCCAGGGGGAGAUGAUUGACCGCAUUGAAUAUAACGUGGAGCACUCCGUUGACUACGUGGAAAGAGCUGUGUCCGACACCAAGAAAGCUGUAAAAUACCAGAGCAAGGCUCGGAGGAAGAAAAUUAUGAUUAUAAUUUGUUGCGUGGUCCUUGGUGUAGUUCUUGCUUCCUCAAUUGGGGGGACUCUGGGGUUGUAAAUUAAAGCAAAAAAUAUUAUAAUAAUAAUAAUAAUAAUAUAAUAAUUUAAAGAAAAAUUGUACAUGCAAUGGAUAUAACAGCACAUGUUCCAGCUACCUAUACAUACACUCCUUGGGGGUCAGCAAAUCUAAGUUUCUUGUUCUCCGCCAUCUUUCCAUCCAUCUCUCCAUCCCCCAGAUGCCUGGGUUCUCCCCAGAUCUUCCGACAUCCUUGACCACUGGUAGGAGGGUGUCGAUUUGUCUCAUAACCACCUUUGGGAUCACAGUGACCCAAAGCUCUGGUUCCUCUUCACAUCAGGGCUUAGCCUGGAAGGAUGAUGUGGUGAUCUGUCCUUUGUUAACGCUAUCGUGUUUUGGGUUCUGCUGGGGAUGGUGUGGCCAAUAGUAGAGGGGAAAAAUACCAGUAAAAUACAUGGGAAACUAGCAUAACAGGAUAUUAUCCUGUCAAUACUAGAAUGUUAAGGAAUGCCAUAGUGAUUACCAAUCAGUUGUUAUGAAAAAAAAUACCAGUUUUUUCUAGGAAAUACUACAGUACCUGAAUCUUACACUGUCAAUACUAGCCCACUGAGGAAAAGAUGAGUCGUUAUCCAUCAGUCAUUAUGGAAAAAAUACCAGAGAAUUAUAUGAAACAUUAGAGCAGCAAACUAUUACAAUAUCAGUACUAAAAUAUUAAGGAAUAUCAGAAUGAUUACCAGUCAGUCACCGGUGGGGGUGGGGGACAGACUGCUAUAUAAAAUACUAGAGUAACAGGAAACAGUGUUCAUACUAGAGCAUUGAGGAAUUCAAGAGCAUCCAAUUAUACCUGAGGAUGAAUGAAGCACGAUCCCAAAAUACUAAUAGUAACAUACUAGUCCUGCAGUAUCCAGGAAAACUAGAGUACUUGUAUUAACAUAUAGAGGAAUGCUACAGCAGACUCCAAUGCUAUAGUAUCAAUGCUACAGUAUCAAUGCUACAAUAUCAAAAAUGCUAGAGUACAAAUACUGUCGUUCCAAAGAAUGCUGUCAUAUCUCAGAAUACUUCAAUAUCAUUGUUACUGCAUCCAGAUGUAUGAAAGCAAUGCUACUACAGUGCCCAAGAACCCAAACUGCUUCUACUGCAGUACCCAGGAAUAGUGGAGUAUUUAUGCUACACUAGCAAGAAUGCUAGAGUACUGAUAUUACAGUAGUCAUGAAUACUGGAGUAGCAAUACAAUAGUAUGUAAGAGUGUUAAAACUGUCCAGAUUAAGUCAUCCCUCAUCAGAAGAUAUGAGAAUACUACAAAAUACUCCAGUUUCUAAAGAUACUCCAGUAUGCUUGACUUGGGGAAGUACAUGGCUAUUCCAGCUCACGCCUAUUUCCAAUUACACAUGCCAGGAAUGGUUGCCACUAUGUCAGGUGUUAUUGAAAAAGAAAUGAGCAUUACUACAGAAAUGCUACAAAACCAAAUAAUACUCCAAGCUGUGAACAAAAAAUAUUAUUAAGUUAUUAAUGAUCAGGAAAUGUAUUACACUACUCCAGAGUAACAAUACUGUGCCAUUGUAAAAUAUACUAGAAUAAUGUACACUGACCAGGCAAAUGACACAGUACUUGAGGGUAAUAAUAGUAAUACAUGAUCUCAAAUACAACAGCCUUAGGAAGGAUAUUACUGUGGUGUCCUAGUGCAAUGUUGGCUCCUACAACCUAAGCCCUCACAAAAUACUGGCGUAUAAGUACUCCCAAACACUACACCCUUAUAAAACACUAGAAUAAUAUUCUAAAGUAAUAACAGCUCCCAAAUACUAAAUUCUUGUAAAAUACUAGAGUAAUAAUGGCAUCCCAAAAUGCAAACACCAUAUAAGAUACUAGAAAAAUAAGGGCUCCCAAAUACUACAACCUUAUAAUAAUUCUGCAGCAAUAUAGAGUAAUAAUGGCUACCCAAAUAUUACACCCUUAUAAUACAUUCAGGUAAUAUAUAAAUACCGGACAUACAGGUUUCUGGGGAGGAAAAUCCCACAGUAUUUUAGACUAAUAGUGGUGCCCAAAUACUACACCUUUAUAAAAUUGCUUGGAUACUAUACAUAAUGACUGGUAAUUAUUAGUAAUAAAUGCUAAAUUGUAUGUCUAUGGAAAAAUAUCAUAGUAUUCUAGAGUAAUGGGCUACACAUUUAUUUAAAAAUACUAGAGUUAUAUAGAGUAAUGUUGAAUAUGCAACAUUGUGCCUAAGAAAAGAAAAAAUACAAUAUGCUGGAGUGAGAGUAAGUGGCCAAGUAAAUACGUCCUUGAUAAAUAUAUUAAAGGAAUAUGGAGUAAAAAUGGAUAUCCAAAUAGCAUCUCUUUGAGAAAAAUACUAUGGUAGUCUUCAGUAACAAUGGCUUGCCAAGAUCUACACCAUUGUAAACAUCUCAAAUAUUAUACCCUCAUUCAAAAAGAAUCAUAGAAUAGGGCAAUGGUUCCCCACUAGGGGUCUGGGCCCUCUGGGGAAUCACAAGCAGGUUUCAGGGGGGCCGCCAAGCAGGACCAGUGUUAGACUUGCUGGGGCCCAGGGCAGAAAGCUGAAGUCCCACUGCACGGGGCUGAAGCAGAAGCCUGAGCAACAUAGCUUCAGAGUGCCCCCUGUGGCGUGGGGCCCUGGGCAACUGCCCUGCUUGCUACCCCCUAAUGCCGGUCCUGGCUUUUAUAUGCAGAAAACCAGUUAUUGUGGAACAGGUGAGACAUGGAGUUUUUAUAGCAUGUUUGUGGGGCCUCAGAAAGAAAAAGGUUGACAACCCCUGGAAUAGAAUAUAAUAACAAUGAAACCCAAAUACUGCAUUCAUAUACAAAUAUUGCACUAGAGUAUAUUAGUAAUAGCUCUGUGGGUAAUACAAUUAUAGUACAGAAUAAUAAGGGAUGUUCAAAUAU
This is a messenger RNA of Dermochelys coriacea (leatherback sea turtle), 3932 nucleotides long. It is a transcript of the gene STX1B, whose product is annotated as syntaxin 1B. Gene Ontology annotation, cellular component: endomembrane system; plasma membrane; SNARE complex. The record is from RefSeq and is a predicted model, not a curated record. Bases 210 to 1076 code for a protein of 288 amino acids. Gene Ontology annotation, biological process: exocytic insertion of neurotransmitter receptor to postsynaptic membrane; vesicle fusion; intracellular protein transport. Gene Ontology annotation, molecular function: SNARE binding; SNAP receptor activity. NCBI's taxonomy places the organism in Eukaryota, Metazoa, Chordata, Testudines, Dermochelyidae. The transcript is spliced from 10 exons.